This is a messenger RNA of Gasterosteus aculeatus aculeatus (three-spined stickleback), 6050 nucleotides long. It is a transcript of the gene parp14rs1, whose product is annotated as poly(ADP-ribose) polymerase family member 14-related sequence 1. NCBI's taxonomy places the organism in Eukaryota, Metazoa, Chordata, Actinopteri, Perciformes, Gasterosteidae. The record is from RefSeq and is a predicted model, not a curated record. Gene Ontology annotation, cellular component: cytoplasm; nucleus. Gene Ontology annotation, biological process: negative regulation of gene expression; protein poly-ADP-ribosylation. Gene Ontology annotation, molecular function: NAD+ poly-ADP-ribosyltransferase activity; transcription corepressor activity.
GUGUCUGGAGGAAAAAAGAAAAAAGAAAAAAAAAGUUGCCAGCUUCAUUUCCUGAGAAACAAAAGCGAAAGUACCGGCUAUUAAAAGCCGUGGGGAGGGGAGACAGAGGGAGGGAGGGAGAAACGCAGGGUUGUUUUCCCGGUGAGCGGCGACGAUGGCGGACGGUUUCGCGUACGCUCUGCGCGUCGAGCUCGGAGAAAACGACACCCCGAGACUGAAGAACAAGUUGGUGAAGUACUUCCAGAGCAAGAAGUCUCACGGCGGCGAGUGCGAGGUGGAGCACGAGCGCGGCGCGAGGACGGCGCUGCUGCGCUUCCUGCGCGAGGAGGACCAGCGAAAUGUUUUGGGGAAAGAGACGCACGAGAUACAAUUGGAAAAGGGCGUGCUGAACGUGACAGUUCAUCGACUGACGGAAGGGUCAAAGAAGCAGGAAACUCUGGCUGAUGAACUCGAGAAGAAAUCGGAUGUUGCUGUAAUCAACAAGCAACCGAGCACCAAUGCGCACGCACCUGCAGGCGAGAAUCAAACGGGCGAAGAGCUGUGCUCCACUUCUGCUGUUUUAGGCAAUAUUCCAGAGACCACAAACGAGGAGUUUUUGAACAUGUUGGUGGUGAACGUUUUAAAAAAAGAUGCAGACCCUCUAUCUGACCCCCAAAGCUUCACUCUGGAGCUCAUCCGUGACAUCUCCUCUGCUGUGGUGACUUUCAAGUGUGAAAAAGAAAACACAGAUUUUGUGAUGAGAUGCCCCAAGAACAGGAUUUUCACAAAUAAGGGACUAUCGGUCCGGCCUCUUGAAGUCACUAAUCAAGUUGUAGUUGACAACAUACAACAUACUGAUGAAGAUUACCUCCGGCUUUAUUUCGAGAAUGAAGGAGCAGCAGUGGAAGAUAUUGCGCUGAAUGCCGCGGAACAGUCUGCCAUCAUCACCUUUGAAGACGUUAAAGCUGUUCAUGAAGUCAUGAAGAAGAAGCAUAGCGUCAAGGGUGAAGAGAUCAAAGUUCAUCCUUUUUAUAAGUCUCUGGGAACAGCUCUCUACGGAAAAGAUAGGCCCUCUCUAAAACUUCCUGAUGCUGUCUCGGAGUCCAUUGACCCCGUCGUCUGGAGAUACCUAAAUUACCACCAAUCGGCUGCAGACACCAUUUACAGUCAAAUGGCAAAAGACUUCUGCAGCGUAAACCUUGAGCAACCCACUGUCUGCUUGAGAGCCUUACCUUCACUACUACAGCACAAAGAUGUCGAAGUCAUCAGCAAAAAGUGGAGAGAUACUGUAAAGUCGGCCUUUGCGCGAGCUCUGUCAAAAUUCAAAUCCCUGACGCUUAAGCCAGAGCCCGAGGCAUGGGGGGAGUCUGAGGAGAAGAUCAGAGAGACUCUCCUGAGCGAGGAUGUGGUUUUUGAGUCGGAAAAAUCCACCGGUGUUGUAUCAGUCGCCGGUCUUGCGGCUGAUGUUGAUAGACUUAAGCCCAUUCUUUAUGAAGUCAUAAACAACAUUGACAAAAGGGUGCAGAGGGAGAAAUUUAGCGAGACCCAAGAGGUCAAAGUGUUGCCAUCAAUCCAACACCUCCUAAUUCAAGACGGUCUUCAGGAAAAGCUCCUACAGGUGUACCCAGACCUCAAAAUAUCUUUUAGGAAAGACGGUGCGCUUUUGAAAGUGACUGGCUUGAGGGAAGAGAUUAUUGAGGCAAGCACAGCUGUCUGUAAUGCAAUGAUGGAGCUAAAACGUCAGAAUUUAGAUUUGGACAAGUACGUACUUGACAUGCUGAAGGAUGAAGAACAAGAGGAGCUGACAAAUGCUCUACUCACAUCCAAUGGAAUAAAUGCAGCAUUUGAGAUCAAUGCUCAGAGGGUGCAGCUCAUUGCUUCUUCCGACAGAGAUCUCAAUGAUGCCGAAGUCCACUUGAAGAGGCUGCUAAGAUCUCAGAACAUUGAGGUUGAAGACCGCAAUGUAUUGGCAAAGCCAGAGUGGCAGGACCUGGUCCGUCACUUGGAGAAUUGCAACCGUGGGUCGUACAGGAGAAUUCGAAUCCACACCACUGGGCCACAAGUUGUGGUGGCCGGUCACAAGGACAGUGUCGAAGCAGUUUGCGGUCAGCUUGGUGACUUCCUAACGCAGAAUGCUGAAGUUGAAGAAACCGUUGUGGUCAGGGCCAGCACCAUAGUAGAUUACAUUAAAAAGCUUGACACGUCUUGGUUGGAUUCAGUCAGCAACAAAGUGCUGGUGUCCUACAAAAAAGACGCCAUUUGUCUAAGGGGUUCCAGGGUUGAUGUUGCGGAGUGCAAGGCGUUGGUCGAUGACUGCAUUUCUUCUGUUUACUUUGACAGUUUGAAAAUCACCAUGCCUGGAGCAAACAAGUUAUUCAGAGAUAAAGGCGCUGUGUUUGUUUCCACAAUCAAGAAUGAAACCGGCUGUAUGGUGCAGCAGGUAGAGGACCUGAGUGGUGGACAGGUGCUUUUGGUCCAAGGACCAGGAACAGCGCCAGUGUAUCAGAUUCAGACAGCCGAUGGAGUGGAAAUAGCCGUUUGCAAGGCAGAUAUGUGCAGCUACCCAGUGCAAGCAGUUGUCAAUGCUUCUAAUCCAACCUUGCACCAUAGUGGAGGUCUUGCGGCGGCACUUCUAAAUGCUGCCGGCCCCCAGUUUCAGGCUGAAUGUGACAAACUUAUUAAUUCAAGCGGAAACCUGAAGGCCGGAGACAGUGUGAUAACUGGUGCGGGUGGGCAGCUUUGCUGCAAAAAGGUCAUCCAUGCCGUGGGGCCCCAGUUUGAUCCAGCUCAGCCCAAGAAGCCUGUGGCACAGUUGAAAAGAGCUGUUAAAGGAAGCUUGGAGCUCGCUGAAAAGCACGGCUGCCUCUCCGUGGCUCUGCCUGCCAUCAGCAGUAACCAAGGCUUUCCCCUCAGCUUGUGUGCGCACACCAUCGUCAAAGCGGUGAAGGAACACUGUGACGACAAGUUCGGUGACAACACCCUGAAAAAGAUCCAUUUGGUGAACAACGACGACAAUACUGUUCAGGCCAUCGAGGCAGCUGUCAGAAAGGAGUUUGGUCAAGGUGUCCGUCUUUCUCCACAAACUCUCCCCACUAGGACCCACAAGUUUCCCCUUGUGACGCUUGCUGCACCUGACCCAAACCGCUUGGGUCAAGUGCAGACCAAAGAGGGCUUGGCCAUUACUCUCACUACAGGAAAUAUCGAGAAGGCAAAGACGGACGUGAUCGUCAACACCGUGGCUGACGAUCUCGUAUUGAACAGAGGCGCAAUUUCCCAAGCCAUCUUCAGUGAGGCUGGAUUAAAACUCCAGCAGUUGAUACACGCCAAUGCAACUCAAGGGAGUAAAAGUGUCGGCGACAUUAUUGCUACUGACGCCUGCAAGCUGAAGAGCAAGAAAGUCUUUCAUGCAGUUGCACCUGCUUGGGACAAAGGACAAGGGGCUGCUGAAAAGCUCUUGAGGGGUAUUUACAAGGAUUGCCUGGGCAUGGCAGAGGACGGUGGCCUGACCUCAAUCGCCUUGCCCGCCAUCGGCACCGGGAACCUGGGUUUCCCUAAAGAUAUUGCAGCAUCACUGAUGCUGGAUGAAAUCUUGGCGUUUAGCAGUAACAAGCAACCCAAGCACUUGAAGAAGGUUGUGAUCAUCCUUUACCCACAAGAUGCACAGACUAUCCAGAAUUUCAGAGAUGCAUUUACAAAGAAGUUCCAAAACGCCUCUGUGCCAACAAGUUCCCCGCAAAGUCAAGUGCCUCAAGGUCCCUUCACUAAAGUUGUCUCGAGCUCAGGGAUGCAUGAGACCAAAAUGGGAAGUGUGACUGUGCAGGUGGUCACGGGAGACAUCACCAAGGAGACCUCUGAUGUCGUCGUCAACUCGUCCAAUGCUGCAUUCUCUCUUAAGUCAGGAGUGUCCAAGGCCAUUCUGGAAGCAGCGGGUCCAGCUGUUGAAGUGGAAUGCACAAACCUUGGUGCCCUGCCCAACCCAGGCAUCAUAAUAACCCAGCCAGGCAACCUCAAGUGUAAGAAGAUCCUCCACCUGAGUGGACAGACUGACCCAAUAAAAAUCAAAGCGGUCGUGAAAGACGCCCUGCAAAUGUGCGUGUCCAACUCGUACACUUCUGUCUCCUUUCCUGCCAUUGGCACAGGUCAAGGCAACGUAAAGGCGCAGCAAGUUGCGGACGCCAUGUUGGACGCGGUUAUCGAUGUGUUGAGCCAAAACCCUUCCGGCCCCCUGAAUACAGUUCGCAUAGUUAUUUUCCAGCCUCACAUGCUGAAAGACUUCUACAACAGUAUGCAAGAAAGAGAAGCCUCUGACCCGAAAGACAAAGUCGGGUUCUUUGGAAACGUCUUCUCAAAAAUCAAAUCAUUAAUUAUCGGAACAAGUGAGGACAAGCCAUCGAGAGAUAAGGACUUUGUCAUUGAGGGUCUGAAAGCGGAACCAGUUUCCUUCCACAUCUGCGGCGAGUCGCAGGUGAGCGUGGACAAGGCCAAGAAGCAGCUCAACGUCCUGAUGACCCAAGACCAGUACAGCCUCCAAAUAGAGGACAACUCCAUCUUCAGCUUCUCCAAUGCAGACAACCAGUGUAUUGUUGACAUCCAGAAGACCAUGAACGUGACCAUAAAGACCGAGAACAAAAACGGCAAGGCCUCGUUGACCAUCGACGGGCUCAGCAAGGACGUGCUUAAAGCCAGCCAAGAGAUCCACAAGAUGCUGAAGUCGACCCGAGAAAAGGAGGAGAUGACGGAGAAAGCGGAGCGCACGGGCGUAGUGGUGGAAUGGCAGUACCAGCCGCAGGGCCUUGAGUUUCAGAGUUUUGAUUUAACGACCAACUACAAGCUCGAGGAAGCUUUGGAAAAUAAGCAAACAAGCGUAAAGGUUUCAGUCCAGGGUAAAGACUACACUGUCGCCAUGCCAAAGGGACCUGCCACCAACAACCAGGGGCAAACCCUGCAGAUAAAGCGGAUUGACAAACUCAAAGAUGAAGACACACCUGAACAGUGGGAUACGAUGCCGCCUGACUCCUCGUGUCAGGCCGUGCUCAUCAACGCCGGGACGGCAGAGUACACCGAAGUCCUCAACUUGUUCCAGGCCACAUGCGGGCAAACCGUUAUUAAGAUUGAGAGGAUCCAGAACCCUGUAUUGUGGAAGAGCUUACAGAUCAAGAAGCGCGACAUGGAGCUGAGAAACAACCACGGCAACAACGAGAGGCGCCUCUUCCACGGCACCUGCCACGACACGGUGGGCCACAUCAACGAGUACGGCUUCAACCGGAGCUACGCGGGAAAGAACGCUACUUGUUACGGCAAUGGCACCUACUUUGCAGUUGGCGCUAACUACUCGGCCAGCAACACCUACUCCCCACCCAACCAGAACGGUGAGAAGUGCAUGUACCUCUGUCGAGUGUUGACGGGGGACUUCAUCGAUGGGAAGCAAGGCAUGAUCGUACCGCCGGCCAAGAGCGCCAUCUCCACUCAGAAGUACGACAGCGUCGUGGACAGAAUGGCCAAUCCCAGCAUGUUUGUCAUCUUCCACGACAGCCAGGCGUAUCCGGAAUAUUUGAUCAGUUUUAAGUGACACAGCCGUGCACUUAAAGGAACAAAGGCAUUCAGCCUGCCACGGCCUUCCAAUGCUAAAUAAUCACAGGCUGAUAUGUGUUUUUCUCCAGAUAUUUGGGUUACAAUUCCAAUUAGUUUAAUGAUAUAAUCAUAGUCCUUUCCUCGGUUUACAAGCUAGCUUUAUUGAUUAGUACUAUUAAUUAAUUACAUCAAUACAUUUAUUGCUUGCAAAUAAUCUCUUUUGCUACGGAAUGGUUAUGCAAUUCAAGAACAUGAGAAUUUCCAAAUAUAUUUUUUCUUAAAUGUUAUGCUCUUAUUAUGUCACUGAGCACUGCACACUGUUUGGCCCGGGGAAGAUUGCAAAAACCUGUGCUGCGCCAGGAAAUUAUGUAGUGUUAAAAGCUCGUCCUUCAAUAAUGUUAAGAUCAGGUUGCCAAUCACUUUUGGUUUUGAAGGAGAAAGUGAGUUAACUGCUGUUCUUGUAAACCCAGAAUGCACAAAUAAAAGUUAUUUCAAGCACA